Monopterus albus (swamp eel) is the source of this 5181-nucleotide messenger RNA. RefSeq names its product LARGE xylosyl- and glucuronyltransferase 1 (gene large1). Gene Ontology annotation, molecular function: glucuronosyltransferase activity; xylosyltransferase activity. The transcript has 17 exons. Gene Ontology annotation, biological process: protein O-linked glycosylation via mannose. Gene Ontology annotation, cellular component: Golgi apparatus. Bases 498 to 2765 code for a protein of 755 amino acids. NCBI's taxonomy places the organism in Eukaryota, Metazoa, Chordata, Actinopteri, Synbranchiformes, Synbranchidae. The record is from RefSeq and is a predicted model, not a curated record.
CGGGGCUGCCCGCCGAGACGCCUGCCCGGAUAAAUAUAUCCCGAAACAGCUCCAACUACAUGAAACAAGUCAGCGGCGGACCUCCAUAUCAAGAAUUGUUAUGACUGACCGAAAGACGCAGUUUUGCGUUUGAAACAAUACAGUGUCUUAUAUUUCUGUGGAUUUAUCUAAGACAUCUUAAAAGGAGCAGCUCGAAGCCUCUUUGCAUCAGUGACUGUGACAGCGCAAAGGACAUUGCAUGAAGACGACCUCUAAAGACAGCAUUGAAGCCUCGAUAUUGACCCAGUGGGACAUCUAGAGAAAGUCACUAUGCCCAGCUAACACCCAGCUGUUGUCCUCCAGAGUUUCCUGCCUGUUACUGAUAUACUUGUUCCACCAUUUAAGACUGUCAGUCUGCUUCUGUACUACAUGACACGUGCCAUGAAUCAACCUGGACAACAGCUGCUACCCACAUAGAGGUCAGUUCACCUCUCUUUCCACUUGCUUUUGUCCAGAGGAUGCUGGGAAUGUGUCGCGGACGCAGGAAGUUCCUGGCGGCCUCCCUCGCCCUGCUCUUCAUCCCAGCACUCACCUGGCUUUACCUGUCAGUUGGGAGCUUUCAAGUGAAGCCCCUCCCUCUGUCUCCACUGGAAGCCCAGUCAUCAAUGCCAGUGGGCAGUGCAGGCGAACGACAAGCCUUAGAGCUGCGGGUCCGGGCGGUGGAGGAGGAGAACCGGGCACUGCGCCGGGAGCUUAGCCGGCCACCUAAAAGCCCAUCAGCACGCCUUCCAAACAGUGGUCACCAUGGCAACCAAAGCCGAACCCAUUCAGAGGAGGGCACAGGCGACAAUGAGGGCCAGAAAGCUGCUGUUGUGGGCAAUAGCUCAGACUGUGUGCAGCAGCCUGUGGUGGAUAAAUGUGAGACCAUCCAUGUGGCCAUUGUAUGUGCCGGUUACAACGCCAGCCGAGACGUGGUGACACUGGUUAAAUCCGUCCUUUUCCACAGACGGAACCCCCUACAUUUCCAUUUCAUCACAGAUGCCAUUGCUCAGCAGAUCCUGUCCUCUCUGUUCCAUACCUGGAUGGUUCCUGCUGUCAGGGUUGACUUCUAUGAUGCAGAUGAGCUGAAGUCUGAGGUGUCAUGGAUCCCUAACAAACAUUACUCUGGGAUUUAUGGUCUGAUGAAACUGGUGCUCACCAAGACACUGCCACCUGACCUGCAGAGAGUCAUUGUCCUGGACACAGACAUCACCUUUGCCACUGACAUUGCUGAACUCUGGGCUGUAUUCCACAAGUUCAAAGGUCAACAGGUUUUGGGUUUGGUGGAGAACCAGAGUGACUGGUACCUGGGGAACCUGUGGAAGAACCAUCGACCCUGGCCGGCUCUGGGCAGAGGUUUCAACACUGGGGUGAUUUUGCUUCUCCUGGAUCGGCUACGGAAGCUCAGAUGGGAGCAGAUGUGGCGGUUGACUGCAGAGAGGGAACUAAUGAGCAUGCUGUCCACUUCCCUGGCAGACCAGGACAUCUUUAAUGCUGUUAUCAAACAGAACCCCUUCCUGGUUCACCAGCUGCCCUGCUUCUGGAACGUCCAGCUGUCUGACCACACCCGUUCUGAGAAGUGUUACAAAGAUGUUUCAGACCUCAAGGUAAUACACUGGAACUCUCCCAAGAAGCUGCGAGUGAAGAACAAGCAUGUGGAGUUUUUUCGGAAUCUCUAUCUAACCUUUCUGGAGUACGAUGGAAACCUGCUGCGGCGAGAGCUGUUUGGUUGUCCCAGCGAGGCUGACCACAACAGUGAGAAUCUCCAGAAGACUUUGUCAGAGCUAGAUGAAGAUGAUCCCUGCUACGAGUUUCGUCGAGAGCGAUACACCGUCCAUCGGACACACCUCUACUUCCUCCACUACGAGUAUGAACCCAGCUCUGACAAUACUGAUGUCACUCUAGUCGCACAGCUCUCUAUGGACAGGCUCCAGAUGUUGGAGGCCAUCUGUAAGCACUGGGAAGGCCCAAUCAGCUUAGCCCUCUACCUGUCCGAUGCUGAAGCCCAGCAGUUUCUGCGCUAUGCUCAGGGCUCCGAGGUGCUGAUGAGCCGCGGGAACGUAGGUUAUCACAUUGUCUACAAAGAGGGACAGUUCUACCCAGUCAACCUCCUACGUAAUGUGGCCAUGCAGCAGGUCAACACACCCUACAUGUUCCUAUCAGACAUUGACUUCCUGCCCAUGUAUGGCCUCUAUGAGUAUCUCAGGAAAUCAGUGGUGCAGCUAGACAUGGCCAACACUAAGAAAGCUCUGGUGGUUCCAGCCUUUGAGACACUGCGAUAUCGCCUGUCCUACCCAAAGUCUAAGGCUGAGCUACUUUCUCAGCUGGACAUGGGUACACUUUUUACCUUCAGGUAUCAUGUGUGGACUAAAGGCCAUGCGCCGACUAACUUUGCCAAAUGGCGGACUGCCACCACGCCCUACAGGGUGCAGUGGGAAGCCGACUUUGAGCCCUAUGUCAUGGUAAGGAGGGACAGUCCUGAGUACGAUCGCCGCUUUGUGGGCUUCGGCUGGAACAAGGUGGCUCACAUCAUGGAGCUGGAUGCACAGGAGUAUGAGUUUGUGGUUCUGCCCAAUGCCUACAUGAUCCACAUGCCUCACGCGCCCAGCUUCGACAUCACAAAGUUCCGUUCGAAUAAACAGUACAGGGUCUGCCUCAAGACCCUGAAGGAGGAGUUUCAGCAGAACAUGUCACGACGCUAUGGCUUUGCCGCCCUUAAGUACAUGACGGCAGAAAACAACAGCUAGCCACCACUGCAGACCCUCAUAACCCCAGCCCUGAACUACUGACACACUGAAGUGGUUGGGGAGGGGGUGCACAAUAAAAGGACCGUCCACAUGAGGCCUAUCAGGAUACCUCGAGACUUCCCUCAGACUCAGAAUAUUUGACCUUCAGUGUUUGACUGCAAGAGUCCUUAUGUCCAUACUUUGUGCUCUGCUGUGGAUAGAAGAGAUGAUCCAUGAGAUGUUCAGUUCUUUCAGAAUGUGAAAGAUGACACUGGAGGCGGCUGGACCUGGGCCCCAGCUGUGGAAUCUGGCAGACAACAGGCAAAGCAAAGCAGACAUUCGAUGCCUUGGCAGAGCUGACAGUGUUGUGGGCUAUAUGUAACAUUAUGUAUGCAUGUACAUGCGUGUGUGUACAUGCGGAUAGAUGAGAAGUGUGAAAGUGUGUGUUUGUUCUUCCAGGACAGCGCUUAGCAAAAGGCUUAAGGAGAGCUAAAGAUGUAAAGCAAUGCAGGCUUACAUUGCGUUUCCACACUGCAAAGAAGAAUGCCUUCCAGUGCCAUGAAGUCACACAAAGCAGUGGCAGUUUGAUUGACAGCACACCCUGAUGCAAAUCGUUAGCAGGCGGCAAGAUAAGACAAAGUGGUAAACAUGUCCAAACAGAUUUCCAAAAUCUCAUUGUGGCGAGUGACAUGCGCUCAGAUAUUGAGACGAGCAGCCAUUCAUCAGCUGCUGCUUACUUUGUAACAUUGCUGAUACAGAUCAGAGUAAAUCCUCCUUCUCAUAUGACAAGGGAAGUUAAAUGCAAAGACUGGAGAUCGUCCACACGGAUGAUAUUCAGGGUAUCUCCACUUUAGCCUGUGCAAGCUGCUAGUGAAUGUUUGCAGUGUUUUGUUAUGAUAACAGAAUCUGACAGCAGCUGGUGCAGUGGGUUUUUUUUCUGUAUUUUACAUUGGUGCUAAUGCACCCUGCACGCACACCUGUUGGAAGUCCUGUCGGUAUGUGAGGCUGCCACUCCACCACACUGAGCAGCCCGAUGCGAAGCAUCAGUCACUGAGCUCACUGUUUACUGUUCUUUCCAACAACCAGGAUUAUUUAUCAGUGUGUUUACAGUUUGAACGGGUAGAGUAGGAAGGGACAGUGAAACCAGGAGGAUAUGAGGAGGUGAAAUUAUGUGAAAAUGAGCCACUUACAGAAAAGAGAGAGUCACAAUCACUUUUUCUGUCUAUCACUUACUCUUUCUUUCUCACUCUGGCCUUUAGUUUAAAGACAUUAUAGUGGCAGCCAGUAACACUGUAAUGAUAUAUGUGAGCAACACUACAGUUUGUAGUCUGGUUGUGGGAAUAUGUGCUAACACCUGAGAAGCAACAAGCUAAGAAUGUGCAUUUUCAGUGCAUUAGUGUUUCCAUGGCUGACUAGAACAUCCACCUGGCCUUAAAUGGGAAAAAAGGAGACUGAAAAGUUUCUUCCCAGGUAUCUGGCGAGACUCUAGACAAGAUGCGGAAACUGACAGCCAUGAUCAUGCUGAAAUUGUUUUCAUCCUUCUGCUUCAGGAUGCUGGGUGGAAAGUUGCCUAAUUUCACCUGCCGUUAUCACAGGUUGGUAGAACCUGUGGAGUUAGUUUCCACACAUCCAUUACUGAUGUACUGUAGGUAGACUGGAGAUGAGGAUGCAUUUACACAUGUUAAAAAACUUGCUAGAGUGUGUCUCAAAAACCUCCUCCAGAAAGGAUCCAGUGCAGUCACACACUGAGAAAUAGAAUCCAGACAAAAGAAAUCACACAAUUUCACAUAAAUCACAUGAUUCAUUUGAAAACAAUCACAUAAGUUGACCUUGACUUGAUAUUGUUAAAUAUGCUACUUGACAGUGUAGGAGACUUUUCCUUAUUGUUAAGAUGCCAUAACAAGUGUUUCCACUCAGGCUUCUGUCCAGAACCUCAUAUACAGUACAGGCUGAUUAUCCCAAUAAAGUUUGGAUAUACUGCAAUAAGGUACAUGAUAUGAGUAGCUUAUGUAGUUUAUCAGACGGAUAAUCUACACAGCUUUAAAGAAAACUUCUCAGUCUGCUUUGCACAUAUUGCCACUGGUCUUUCUUGCACUACAUACUGUGGUGAAACUAGAGGCCUCUCUCUCUCUCUCUCUCUCUCUCUCUCUCUCUCUUCCCCUCCCUCUCCAGAGGGAAGCUGUAGGAGGGCUCCGUGCAGUCAUGCAGGUGUCUGCGUAAGUAAAUAAGCUGUCUCUGAUUGUACAUGUCUGUCCAAUAUGCAGGUGUAGGUGAGUGUGCGUGAGAAAACUGACUGUUCUGAGAGUGUGUGUGUGUGUGUGUGUGUGUGUGUGUGUGUGUGUGGCUUUGCAGGGCGGUGAGGAGCUGCAGUGUGUAAGUAGGACAGUGCUGACUGACACCUGCUGCUGUUGAUUGCUACCUGAAUAAAAGCAAAGAG